CAGAACGUCAAUCUGGGACAGUUAGGUGCAGCAUACAUCCUACGUGGUGAGAGAAAGCCAGUGUCCUAAAUUUUCUGUAGUUUGUCAUUUGACCUAUGCUGCUUGCUGGCAUGGUAUUGAUUACUGGUCAAUCGAUUACAUGCAUUACUGACUGUGACCUCAAUAGAGAAAGCAGUGGGAAAAAUGCAACCUAUUGCUGACUGAAUUGUUAUGAUUGCACAUUCACAUAAGAUACUGCUCGUUACUGCAGGGGUAGUUGGGAGAUUGCUCUAGUUCAGUCCAAUUUGUAACCUGCGGCUUUGGAUGUCAUUCGCCCUGCAGACUCAGUAUUGCGGUGGCCAAAAGGGGGAGCAUGCACCGUGUUAGAUUGAUUACACUGUAGUAAUUGAUUAGUUUUACUUUGCUGCUCAAUGCUCAUUUCGCGUCUUAACUCAAGGGCAUUGGUCAUACGUUUCACACAGCAUCAGAAAUUUGGAAGCUGUUCACUAGAUCUCAGCUGCAGUUAGGAAAUAUCUAUAUCUGCUCUGCUUAUAAGCAGUCCAAGUAUACAGUUGGUGGCAUCCAUAAUUAGGCAUGUAACGCAUUGUGGUAGCUACAGCAGAUGUUGGACAUCUUCACAUCCCUUGGUUAUACCGGUACUUCUCGCGUCUUAAGUUACAGGUGGUCCGGGCCGCGCUCCCGCGUGGGAAGGGCUGUGGUCACGUGCCGUACUACGUUACUUUGUGCCUUCGUUUAAAGAAAGUCGGCCGGCAAUUUCGAUUCUGUAUGGAAGAAAAAGCGCUCUGUCUUUGUUCCUGUAUCUUCUGUCAGUCGGAAAAGAUGAUUCACCCUCGAUGCGUUAGUUAACAUCGGUUAAAAUGCGGACAUCCGUGCUUUCCCUAAUGCCUGGACUUGUGGCUGCCUUCACUAUUCCUGUCAUAGGCGCAGUUUUUGUAGAGAGCUUGUUGGCAGAAAGCGAACCGUCGGUAUCACCCUCAAAACUCCAAAGGAGACAAGCUGUUCCUGUUGGGGUGCGGGGCACAGAUUCAGACAGCACCCUUAGUACGGACGGUCCCCAGAUGUUAAAUCCUGUUGAAGACCCGAGUAUCACGAGCCCAGUCAGUGAUGGAACGCCAGUUGGAUUUGACAUAGUCAAAUGGGAGUGGGAGCAUGUGGAAGGACCUUAUCUUAUAGCGGUGUGGAUUUUGGUAGCAAGUCUUGCCAAGAUCUUGUUCCAUCUGUCCAGUAAGAUGACAUCAGUGGUACCUGAGAGUUGUCUUCUUAUAAUGCUCGGUUUAGGACUUGGGGGAAUUGUUCUGGCAGCAGUCAGUAAGGCAGAAUACCAAUUGGAACCAAGCACAUUCUUCCUUUUUCUUUUGCCCCCUAUCGUGCUAGACUCUGGGUACUUCAUGCCAUGCAGGCUGUUCUUUGACAACAUUGGUGCCAUCUUGACUUAUGCUGUAAUUGGUACUCUGUGGAACUCUUUUGCUACUGGAGCAGCACUCUGGGGAGUCAAGCAAGCAGGUGUGAUGGAUGAGAAACUGGAGGCAGGACUGUUGGAUUUUUUACUCUUCGGAAGUCUUAUCUCUGCAGUGGACCCUGUGGCAGUACUAGCUGUGUUUGAAGAAGUUCAUGUGAAUGAAACACUCUUCAUUAUUGUGUUUGGCGAGUCUCUGCUUAAUGACGCUGUCACUGUGGUACUGUAUAAAGUAUUUAAUUCAUUUGUUGAAAUGGGCACUGAAAAUAUCCAGGCUAUCGACUAUGUCAAAGGAGUUGCAUCUUUUUUUGUGGUUAGUUUAGGUGGUACAGCAAUUGGAUUGGUGUUUGCAUUCAUCUUGGCACUCGUUACUAGAUUUACAAAGCGUGUUCGAAUGAUUGAACCUCUUUUUGUAUUUCUGCUUGUCUACUUGGCUUACCUCACUGCAGAGAUGGUUUCCCUCUCCUCAAUAUUGGCGGUGACAUUUUGUGGUUUGUGCUGUAAGAAGUAUGUAGAGGCUAAUAUUUCUCAGAAGUCUCGGACUACUGUUAAGUAUACCAUGAAGACUUUGGCCAGCAGUGCAGAAACCAUUAUCUUCAUAUUGCUGGGACUUUCAGCUGUUGACACCUCCAAGUGGACGUGGGACACCGCACUUGUGCUUUGUACACUUCUCUUCAUCUUUGUCUUCAGGGCCCUAGGUGUUAUGCUACAAACAUGGGUGCUGAAUCAAUUCAGGCUUAUUCCUCUGGACAAGAUUGAUCAAGUGGUAAUGUCAUAUGGAGGCCUCAGGGGGGCUGUUGCUUUUGCUCUUGUAAUUCUCUUAAAUGAGUCAAAAGUCAAGGCAAAAGACUACUUUGUUUCAACAACCAUCAUUGUUGUCUUCUUCACUGUAGUGUUUCAGGGAUUAACCAUCAAGCCUCUUGUAAAAUGGCUUAAAGUAAAGCGCAGUGAUCAUCACAAGCCGACUCUGAAUGAAGAGCUUCACGAGCGGGCCUUUGACCACAUUCUUGCAGCUGUGGAAGAUAUUGCUGGUCACCAUGGGUACCAUUACUGGAGAGACAAGUGGGAGCACUUUGAUAAAAAGUACCUGAGUCAGCUGCUCAUGAGGAAGUCUGCAUAUAGGAUCAAGGAUGAAAUCUGGGAUGUUUAUCAGAAGUUGAAUGUUCGUGAUGCCAUCAGCUUUGUUGAUCAGGGUGGCCGUGUUUCUUCAUGUGCAACACUCUCUCUCCCAUCCAUGCCUAGCAGGACUUCAUUUUCUGAAACAUCUGUCACAAAUCUCUUAAGGGAAAAUGGAAGUGGAGUUUGCCUGGACCUCCAAGUGAUUGACACUGUAAGGAGUGGAAAGGACAGAGAAGAUGCAGUGAUGCAUCAUGUCUUACGGGGGAAUCUCUACAAGCCACGCAGGAGGUAUCAAGCUAAUUAUAGCCGGCACUUCAUCAGAUAUAAUGAACAAGAGCGUCAAGAACGUGAAGUGUUUCACAGGAACAUGAGAAGGCGGCUGGAGUCCUUUAAAUCCACAAAACAUAAUGUUUACUCUACAAAGAGCAAGUCCAGACACAAAAAGGAUUUAAAAAAUCACAGUAAAAAGCAGAGAAGUGAAGAUGUGGAUUGUCAGAUGGCAAAUGGAAGACCUCGAAGGAAUGUCAGUUGGCAUGACAGCACUCCAGUUGCUGCGUCAUUUGACUCCGAUGAUGAUGAGAGCUCAGAGUCUGAGAGAGAAGAGGAUGAAGGUAUCACUUUUGUUGCACGAGCAACUGAUGAAAUUCUACAAGAACGAAAAAUUUCAGGUAAUAAGGAACACUCUCAAAGUCCUUAUAUCCUGCCUUCCCCUCUGACCUCAGCAGAACAACAGCUGCCCUGGAAAGUUGAUCAAGGAGAUCUUGCUGUUUGUGUUUCCUCAGAAACCACUAAAAUUGUCCCAGUGGAUAUGCAGCAGGCAUGGAACCAAAGUAUUUCUUCUCUUGAAAGUACCGCUUCUCCACCAGUAACUGGCACAGCAGUUAACUUCAAAGCACCAAGCUUGACCAGACUAGAAGACCCAUUUAGUGCAACUAGCCAGGUGGUUCCCGAACAUUAUACCUGCUUCCAGUUUCCUGACUUUAUUUCAGUGAGUGGGAGACUCAGCAGUGGCAACAGUACAGAGUGCAUCCAAAAGCAGGAGCUACAACCCUUGAUGUCUGCAGAAAACAUCAGUAAGCCUGGGCCAUCUGCUGGAAGCGGCAGUAACAAAUGGUUGGCUCAGUUCAGCAGGUCAUCUAAGAUUUGAAGGCAUUCUCAGUUCUUGUGAAGCAUGGCAGAGCUCAACAACACAUACUCUCUUACUAACUAAAUAUAUAAUAAAGCACUUUAAGUGAAACAAAGUGAAGCAUCAUCUGAAAAGUCUGUCUUUGCAUAGUAAAUAACUAAACUCAGAUUGUAGAAAGUUGUAAAAUAGAUGCUUUUAUAAAAAGCCUUAGGUACUGCAAAUUAUUGCUAGUAAUCAAAAACAAUUUCUAGAGUAAUAAAUGCUAUAAAUGAGCAUUCUUGAAAUAAAUGCAAAAAUCUGGUAGAAAGACACAUAUUUUUACACAGCUGGUAGAUCACACAAAGAUUAAGUCCAUCAUUCACACUUACAACAAAAGAUCAUUAUUCAUUCUACAUUAUCCAGUUACCCAUUAUUGAAGUUCAGGGUUUCAGAACAACCUAGCCUAGCACUUAGUGACAGCAAGGCAGAUAAACUAAUUUUGAAUGGGGUGUCAGUCCAUCUCAGGACAGACACACAUGACAUGCACUACUGUGGGCAGUUUGGAUUGUCAUAUCACUUACAUCUCUGGGACAUGGGUGGAAACUGCACCUAGAGAAAAACCACACCAACACAGGAGAGUGUAUGCAGAGUCCCCAAACCCUCCCAGCUGAGAACUGAAAUAGAAAGCCAAGUGUUGCGAGGGAGCAGUGCUAACAACUGUGUCAUCAUUAAUAAUCACAAAGGUUGGUAUAUACUUUUUUUCUUCUUCGAGGAAACUGGAAUGCAUCACAAAGAUUUACUUCCGUUUCUGGUUGUUGGAUAAAUUAUUGCAUGUCCUGUGCGACAGUGUUGUGAAACUUCAACAAUUCCUCUUAAUAACCACAUUUACAUAAAUGCAUAUGUUAGCAGUAUUAUUAAAGAAUCACAGGCACAGAUAAAAAUGAGUUUCCACACUUUACAGAGAUUGUUGCAGCCAAAAGAGACAAAAGCCAUCCAUAUGCAGUCAAAUAGCAACUAAGGAAUGCAAGCAUAUCAUAUCUAUUUAAUGGGCUUUCGAUUACACAGAUGCUUCAUUUUCAUGACAAUUAUCUGUCCCUUAUCUGUUUUACCCCAUGUUUUACUCCAGAUAAAUACAGUAUAAUGGCAAAUAAGGAUAUUAGAUCAUGGUUAUUCAUUUCUAAAUAGUUAAAACAAUGGUACUGAUUUCUAUGUUUUCAGUUUUUCUUUUACUCUAGGAAUAAUAACUGUAUUUACUAAAAUCUUAGUGUGGGUAAAACAAGAUCUGAUGUUGUCAUUUUCAUUCAUUCCUCAGCUAUUGGGUUAUAUCCAAUUCAGCUGCUUUUACCAGAUCAUGGAAUACUGAACCUCUCAAGCUCCUCCCUUGCCCACAAUUCACCUGGUCCCCUAACAUUCCUCAGAUGUCAUUUGCCAUCUUAGCAUAUGGAUGCGGUCACUGCAAACUCUCGGUUUGACUAGCUGAUUUUUUUAUGAGUGAGAAUUUUAACUUUGGAUUUUUCUCCAAAUCUUCUCUAUUAGAAUUAUUCCUAAUUUUCUAUAGCUCCAUCCUCCAUUUUUUCUUAUUACACUUUGUUGUAUGUAAAUCUUGUUGCCAUUAAUGGUAUCCCAUUUCUUGUUCUAUUUUAAUACUUAUUUUCUUACCAUCAUUGGUAACCUCUUCUUACUCUAUUCUUCUUGUAUUUUAAACAAAAAAUAUUUCCUUUUCUAUUUGUUGUUUUGGUACUUGCUGGAUUUGUUGUUUACGAUGUCUGAAGAGAAGCCUUCGGGUUUCAAGAAAUGUAUGGCCUGUGGCCAUAAUAUACCCCCCUGUCUGAUGUGUACUCUGAAUGCAUCUAUUGUCUAGACCCUGUGCAUUUGGAUUCAAAUUGUGACAUACACAAAGCCUUUAAUCCUAGGGCUUUGAUAAAUCAAAAAAAUAAAACUAAUCUUAACAGGUUUGCUUCUUUUCAAGUCAACGGCAUAAUCUGGGGCUCAAACCACAAGAAAUCCAAUAAAAAGGAUGCAAAAAAGUAGUCCCCAGAUCCAACCUCUCCCUUGACUCUGGGAUCACAACCACCUCACAAAGUUCCAAAACCUUCAGAUCUGACAGAAAACUCUGAUAAGUCUCCCCAGAUCCAAUUUCCACCAUUGGUACUGGAUCCAGUUUCAUCUCAACUACCUUCUCCUUUCUUGGUGAGGUCUCCUAGAUGCCAUCACUCAAGAGCACCAUCUACAGCAUCUUCUACUCAUUCCUCCAGACGUCUGACCAAAGCGAAUGUGGACAGAAUUAUGAGGAGGUUCCUCUCAAUGCAGAUUUAAAUGGGAGUCCUUCCGGCUCUGACCAGAUCUGGAGACCUUCGUUAGUACUACCCAACUAAUUCUACCUCCUUCUCUGAUUUAACUAUUGCUUUUGGAGCAGUCAGAUCUGAAGAUUCUGUAGUAGUCCAAAUCAGGUCUGAACAUCGUGGUUUCCUCGACUCCAAUUGCAUCUCUGAGUGGACCAGCAUUGCGCAUUUCAAAGCAGGAUGACUCUCUGAGCCAUAGCAUUGGCACCAGUCCCAGAGUGUUGGAGUAGACUCCAAAUUUGUCAGUGCCAUCUCUACCCUUCAGAGCUUCGGUGUUAGAUAGCUCUACUCUGACUCCCACUUCUAUAUCACAUUGAACAUUUAGACUGUCAAAUGCCUAAACGUUGACACUUAAAUGUUGAAUGCUGAAAACAGCGAACAGCCAAUUACGUGAAUUUUUUCACAUGAAAAAAUUUGCUUGGCCAAAAAACAAAUGAACUUUAAAACCCUAACCAAGUGGGGGGCUUCA
This is a messenger RNA of Protopterus annectens (West African lungfish), 6491 nucleotides long. It is a transcript of the gene SLC9A5, whose product is annotated as solute carrier family 9 member A5. Lineage: Eukaryota; Metazoa; Chordata; Ceratodontiformes; Protopteridae. The transcript is spliced from 16 exons. Gene Ontology annotation, biological process: regulation of pH; sodium ion transport; proton transmembrane transport. Gene Ontology annotation, molecular function: sodium:proton antiporter activity. The record is from RefSeq and is a predicted model, not a curated record. Gene Ontology annotation, cellular component: membrane. Bases 858 to 3722 code for a protein of 954 amino acids.